Messenger RNA from Symbiodinium natans, 4152 nucleotides. The record is from the annotation of a GenBank genome assembly. Lineage: Eukaryota; Dinophyceae; Suessiales; Symbiodiniaceae.
AUGGCGCGCUCGAUGUGGCUUUGCGUCUGCCUUGCCGGUCUUCCAACCAGUGCCACUUGCAAGAAGAAGUUCACGGACACAAAGACGUGCAAGACUACCAGCAACGUAGAUUGCACACACGAACAGUUGGAGACGAAGCGGGGCAAGUGCUGGUUCUCGGAGACACACUGGCAGAAUCCAUGCAAGCCGAAACCGGUCGCGGGCACAUGGACAACAGCAAAGAUCGACUUUGCUCCAGAUGAGGCCGGCACCUGCUUCACUGUCCCAGAAGGCAUCUGCCCCCUUCAGAUCUGCGUCAAAAGCGGAAGCGCCAAUAACGGGGAAGGCGGCGGUCCAUCAGAUGGCAAAGUAGACAAGACAGUCUGCACCAAGUGGACUGCUCCAGACCAAUUCUGCGUUGUGAGCCUGAACAUCGGACUUUUGGGAAAAGAUCCAAACGAGAUUAAGGACCUGAGCAACUUUGCGGUUCAGUUCGGGUGCUGCGACGGGAGCGGAGGCGUGGUGGGAGAUCCGCACAUCCAUACCCUGGACGGGAGCGAGUUUGAUCUCUACGACAAAGGAACCUACUCGGUGUUCCACUACGGCGGCGCCAUGCAAAAGGUUGUUUGCCCUGUGUGCGCAUGUUCACCUGGAGUCCUUGGUUCGCUCGCUCUCCGUGUUUUCGAUCAAAGUAUCGAGCAAGGAUCCUACGAUCCCAUGCUCUACUGGGCUCUACUAGUCCGUCUUGAAGCAACACUGGCCGGCGAUGUCGACUGGCAGCUCUUUGCCACUUAUGGUGGCCAGCUGUGGACGGUCCAGGGUCUGCUCCUGGUAGAUCGAUCCCACGGCCAGUUCCGUCAGGCAAUGGAGCUGACAUCGGAGGACUGCCAGUGGCGGAGCAAGGCAGGCGAUGCUUCAUGGUCGGUCAUCGAACAAAACACGUCCCUGUCCCUUUUGGAAGGUGGUCAGCAAGUGACGAGCUUUGAGUACGUCAACUCAAAGCAUAUCAACCUUCGCAUGAAGACCUCCCACGGCGUGAAAGAUGUUCUUGUCCUCAACACGGUGUGCAAGAGUGGUGCCAUCAAUUUGCGGGUUUCUCCGCAGAAGGCCUUCGAGGAGCAGUUCUUGACAGGGCAAAUCCAGGCAGGCAAUUCCAAACAUCAGGAGAGGUUUCCCGUGGAGCAGAGCUGGACGUCUCUCGGCGGAAGCUUGGACGCAGCAUCUUUCUUGAAGAAGAACCAGGAGGCAAAGCACCUGCUCGUGACCUCUUGCACCGAAGAAGCAAAGACCCAAGCUGAGAAGACCUGCAUCAAACACCUUGGGGCAGAAUCGCAGGACUCUGCUCUCUUUGACGAUUGUGUCUUCGAUGUCUGCCGCGGCGGGGAGUCUUUUGCGAUUGCAGCUGCCGAGUUGGUCCGGGUUGCCGGCAUUCGACCAGAAAACGUCUCCAAGAGCCCAGCUCCGCAGCAGUUUUCCCAAGAUACCUGGAUACUGAACUUAUUCGCGACUCCGCUGACCAUGGCGCGCUCGAUGUGGCUUUGCGUCUGCCUUGCCGGUCUUCCAACCAGUGCCACUUGCAAGAAGAAGUUCACGGACACAAAGACGUGCAAGACUACCAGCAACGUAGAUUGCACACACGAACAGUUGGAGACGAAGCGGGGCAAGUGCUGGUUCUCGGAGACACACUGGCAGAAUCCAUGCAAGCCGAAACCGGUCGCGGGCACAUGGACAACAGCAAAGAUCGACUUUGCUCCAGAUGAGGCCGGCACCUGCUUCACUGUCCCAGAAGGCAUCUGCCCCCUUCAGAUCUGCGUCAAAAGCGGAAGCGCCAAUAACGGGGAAGGCGGCGGUCCAUCAGAUGGCAAAGUAGACAAGACAGUCUGCACCAAGUGGACUGCUCCAGACCAAUUCUGCGUUGUGAGCCUGAACAUCGGACUUUUGGGAAAAGAUCCAAACGAGAUUAAGGACCUGAGCAACUUUGCGGUUCAGUUCGGGUGCUGCGACGGGAGCGGAGGCGUGGUGGGAGAUCCGCACAUCCAUACCCUGGACGGGAGCGAGUUUGAUCUCUACGACAAAGGAACCUACUCGGUGUUCCACUACGGCGGCGCCAUGCAAAAGGUUGUUUGCCCUGUGUGCGCAUGUUCACCUGGAGUCCUUGGUUCGCUCGCUCUCCGUGUUUUCGAUCAAAGUAUCGAGCAAGGAUCCUACGAUCCCAUGCUCUACUGGGCUCUACUAGUCCGUCUUGAAGCAACACUGGCCGGCGAUGUCGACUGGCAGCUCUUUGCCACUUAUGGUGGCCAGCUGUGGACGGUCCAGGGUCUGCUCCUGGUAGAUCGAUCCCACGGCCAGUUCCGUCAGGCAAUGGAGCUGACAUCGGAGGACUGCCAGUGGCGGAGCAAGGCAGGCGAUGCUUCAUGGUCGGUCAUCGAACAAAACACGUCCCUGUCCCUUUUGGAAGGUGGUCAGCAAGUGACGAGCUUUGAGUACGUCAACUCAAAGCAUAUCAACCUUCGCAUGAAGACCUCCCACGGCGUGAAAGAUGUUCUUGUCCUCAACACGGUGUGCAAGAGUGGUGCCAUCAAUUUGCGGGUUUCUCCGCAGAAGGCCUUCGAGGAGCAGUUCUUGACAGGGCAAAUCCAGGCAGGCAAUUCCAAACAUCAGGAGAGGUUUCCCGUGGAGCAGAGCUGGACGUCUCUCGGCGGAAGCUUGGACGCAGCAUCUUUCUUGAAGAAGAACCAGGAGGCAAAGCACCUGCUCGUGACCUCUUGCACCGAAGAAGCAAAGACCCAAGCUGAGAAGACCUGCAUCAAACACCUUGGGGCAGAAUCGCAGGACUCUGCUCUCUUUGACGAUUGUGUCUUCGAUGUCUGCCGCGGCGGGGAGUCUUUUGCGAUUGCAGCUGCCGAGUUGGUCCGGGUUGCCGGCAUUCGACCAGAAAACGUCUCCAAGAGCCCAGCUCCGCAGCAGUUUUCCCAAGAUACCUGGAUACUGAACUUAUUCGCGACUCCGCUGACCAUGGCGCGCUCGAUGUGGCUUUGCGUCUGCCUUGCCGGUCUUCCAACCAGUGCCACUUGCAAGAAGAAGUUCACGGACACAAAGACGUGCAAGACUACCAGCAACGUAGAUUGCACACACGAACAGUUGGAGACGAAGCGGGGCAAGUGCUGGUUCUCGGAGACACACUGGCAGAAUCCAUGCAAGCCGAAACCGGUCGCGGGCACAUGGACAACAGCAAAGAUCGACUUUGCUCCAGAUGAGGCCGGCACCUGCUUCACUGUCCCAGAAGGCAUCUGCCCCCUUCAGAUCUGCGUCAAAAGCGGAAGCGCCAAUAACGGGGAAGGAAAAGAUCCAAACGAGAUUAAGGACCUGAGCAACUUUGCGGUUCAGUUCGGGUGCUGCGACGGGAGCGGAGGCGUGGUGGGAGAUCCGCACAUCCAUACCCUGGACGGGAGCGAGUUUGAUCUCUACGACAAAGGAACCUACUCGGUGUUCCACUACGGCGGCGCCGGCGAUGUCGACUGGCAGCUCUUUGCCACUUAUGGUGGCCAGCUGUGGACGGUCCAGGGUCUGCUCCUGGUAGAUCGAUCCCACGGCCAGUUCCGUCAGGCAAUGGAGCUGACAUCGGAGGACUGCCAGUGGCGGAGCAAGGCAGGCGAUGCUUCAUGGUCGGUCAUCGAACAAAACAUGUCCCUGUCCCUUUUGGAAGGUGGUCAGCAAGUGACGAGCUUUGAGUACGUCAACUCAAAGCAUAUCAACCUUCGCAUGAAGACCUCCCACGGCGUGAAAGAUGUUCUUGUCCUCAACACGGUGUGCAAGAGUGGUGCCAUCAAUUUGCGGGUUUCUCCGCAGAAGGCCUUCGAGGAGCAGUUCUUGACAGGGCAAAUCCAGGCAGGCAAUUCCAAACAUCAGGAGAGGUUUCCCGUGGAGCAGAGCUGGACGUCUCUCGGCGGAAGCUUGGACGCAGCAUCUUUCUUGAAGAAGAACCAGGAGGCAAAGCACCUGCUCGUGACCUCUUGCACCGAAGAAGCAAAGACCCAAGCUGAGAAGACCUGCAUCAAACACCUUGGGGCAGAAUCGCAGGACUCUGCUCUCUUUGACGAUUGUGUCUUCGAUGUCUGCCGCGGCGGGGAGUCUUUUGCGAUUGCAGCUGCCGAGCUGCGCUCGGCCGCGUGA